Messenger RNA from Halichondria panicea, 1353 nucleotides. Its product is annotated as kelch domain-containing protein 8B-like. Gene Ontology annotation, molecular function: protein binding. Bases 16 to 1353 code for a protein of 445 amino acids. Lineage: Eukaryota; Metazoa; Porifera; Demospongiae; Suberitida; Halichondriidae. The record is from RefSeq and is a predicted model, not a curated record. The transcript has a single exon.
UUGAAAGUACUCAAAAUGGAGAUGCUCGCCUUAGCCAAAGAAAUGCAAGAAGUUGAUAUUAAACUUAGGACAACUGAGGAAAAACUACAAGCUAUAAGCAAUCAACUUCAAGCUCAGGAUGUUGAACUACAAGCUCGAAAUGAGGAAUUACAAGCCAUGUAUGUGAACCUACAAGCUACCAAAGUUGAAUUACAAAACAAGGAUGACCUUAUUGCUGAAAAAGAAGCAGAAAUUCUCGAACUCACAAUAAGGCUAGGCGAUCUUGAAGCAAAGUGUACUAAUCAGGAAGCUCCUGGUCUUCCUAUCAAGAAAAAGAAUCGAUCAAUCAUCACAGCUAAGUUAGAAACCAAAGUAGCGAUUGCUAAAAAAAUUCCAAGCGAAGAAACACCAUCAGUUAAAACACAAACACAUUCUGUAGCCACUGCCCAGCAAUCCACUCAUCACAAACAGAUUCUCAUACCACCAAAGCCCUAUGCAUCACGCACCCUCGCUGCCAAAAAGAAGCUGUCUUUAACCUGGAAACUUCUGCCUGAUGCUUUAUACAGUAUUUCUGCUGGGUCAUCUGCUGUCCUCGGCAACAGGGCUUAUUUCAUGUCUCGAAGUAGCAAUGCUGUUUUCAAAUUUGACUACAAGAGCAAGACAUGGUCAGAAAUGCCUCAAAUUCCUGUCAGUGAUGUCACAAUUGUGAGCGUGGCUCGUUUUCUCACCUCUGUAGGGGGUUGGUGCUCAGACAGUGAGAGUAACAAACUGUACAGCUUCAUAGAUGGUAACUGGACCGAAUAUUUCCCACCAAUGCCAACCAAACGUAGGCAUCCUGCAGCCGUGUGCGCUAACACAUUUUUGAUAGUAGCUGGAGGCACUUUGGAAGCAACAGACCUCUUGACAGUCGAGGUUUUCAACACUCGUACACACCAUUGGUCUGUUGUGUGUUCCCUCCCGUUUCCGAUGGGUCAACCUUCAUGUGUUGUGUUCAAGGACUGCGUGUAUAUAGCAGAUGGCGAUAGAGUCGCUAAAAAAGAACGGCAAUCAAUAAUUUGUUCAUCUAUUUCUACACUCGCCUCUUCAUUACCUUGCCAUUUUGUUUGGGAAAGAAUUCCCAAGCUUCCACUGUGUCAAUCAACUUUAGCCACUCUUGAUGGGCACCUAUUUGCUUUUGGAGGUUGGAGCUCUGAAAAUUCAGCCGCUAGUGAAGUGUACAGAUUGAAUAAAGCAAUUAACUUGUGGGAUUUUGUUGGACAUAUGUCGACUGGUCGGUGUAAUUGCCUAACAGCUGUGAUUCCUGGUGAGAGGGUGAUGGUGGUGGGUUCGUGUGUGGGGAAAGAGUCGACUUUGGCCGAAAUUGCUCAUCUGUGA